Molecule: messenger RNA, 1723 nt
Organism: Theobroma umbraticum
Lineage: Eukaryota; Viridiplantae; Streptophyta; Magnoliopsida; Malvales; Malvaceae
Product: enolase
Biological process (GO): glycolytic process
Cellular component (GO): phosphopyruvate hydratase complex
Molecular function (GO): magnesium ion binding; phosphopyruvate hydratase activity
Source: RefSeq, a predicted model, not a curated record
AGCAGCUCUCACUUUACUCAGUUCUCUGGGGAAGGAAACGAAACUCGAGUGGUAGUAAAGACGAACCUCGUUUAUAUCGAAAUAAAAAUAAAAAAAAUACCAAACAAUGGUUACGAUCAGGUCUGUCAAAGCCCGUCAGAUCUUCGACAGUCGUGGAAACCCCACCGUUGAAGCUGAUGUUACUCUCUCUGAUGGGACCGUAGCAAGAGCUGCUGUGCCAAGUGGUGCUUCCACUGGUACAUAUGAAGCUCUGGAAUUGAGGGAUGGAGGGUCUGACUACCUUGGAAAGGGUGUGCUUAAGGCUGUGAAGAAUGUGAAUGCAAUCAUUGGACCUGCUUUGGUUGGCAAGGACCCAACAGAGCAGGGAAAAAUUGAUAAUUUCAUGGUACAGCAGCUUGAUGGAACAGUUAAUGAAUGGGGUUGGUGCAAACAAAAGCUUGGAGCAAAUGCUAUCUUGGCUGUUUCACUUGCUGUUUGUAAAGCCGGCGCCGUGGUGAAGAAAAUUCCCCUCUACCAGCACAUUGCCAAUCUUGCUGGCAACAAGACCUUGGUCUUGCCUGUACCUGCAUUCAAUGUUAUCAAUGGAGGUUCCCAUGCAGGCAAUAAACUAGCGAUGCAGGAAUUCAUGAUUCUCCCAGUCGGGGCAUCAUCUUUCAAGGAAGCCAUGAAGAUGGGCGUAGAAGUAUAUCAUCACCUGAAGGCUGUUAUAAAGAAGAAGUACGGACAGGAUGCUACUAAUGUUGGUGAUGAAGGUGGCUUUGCUCCUAACAUUCAGGAAAACAAAGAGGGACUUGAGCUCUUGAAGACAGCUAUAGCAAAAGCUGGGUACACUGGAAAGGUUGUUAUUGGAAUGGACGUUGCUGCUUCAGAGUUCUAUGAUAACAAGGAUAAAACCUAUGACUUGAAUUUCAAGGAAGAGAACAAUGAUGGAUCACAAAAAAUUUCUGGAGACAGUUUGAAGAAUGUUUACAAGUCAUUUGUGACUGAUUAUCCAAUUGUCUCCAUUGAGGAUCCAUUUGAUCAGGAUGAUUGGGAGCACUAUGCCAAAUUGACCUGUGAAAUUGGUGAGCAAGUGCAGAUUGUUGGUGAUGAUCUCCUUGUCACAAAUCCUAAGCGCGUGGAGAAAGCAAUUAAGGAGAAGUCCUGCAAUGCUCUUCUACUGAAGGUGAAUCAAAUAGGUUCUGUAACUGAAAGUAUUGAAGCUGUAAAAAUGUCUAAACUUGCUGGUUGGGGUGUCAUGGCAAGCCACCGAAGUGGCGAAACUGAGGAUACUUUUAUUGCGGACCUUUCAGUUGGGUUGGCAACAGGCCAAAUCAAGACGGGAGCUCCUUGUAGAUCAGAACGUCUUGCCAAGUACAACCAGCUUCUCAGGAUUGAAGAAGAGCUUGGAGCUGCUGCAGUUUAUGCUGGGGCAAAGUUCAGAGCACCAGUAGAACCCUACUAGGUUCAUUGGCGAUUCCCUGUACUGCAAUAAGCUUCAUGACGCUGCGGAAGUCAAGGGUCUUUUCUAGUAGUAGGAAGGCUUAAAUUAGUUAGCAUAGUAGAAUAUGAGGUAUUCCUGAGUGAAGGUGUUGUUUUGAUUGGGUUCACUUUUUCCCCCUUUUUCGAGUAGUGUUUUUGUAAAAACUUGUUUCAGUUAUAAAUCUUCACAAUUUGAAUGUGAUGCUGUGACUAUUCUCUUCCUUGGGUAAUCUAGAGUAAAGGGUUUUCAUAAUUAUCUUUU